CAAUUUUUUCGACAACAAUUAUUUUAAUCUACUAUAGGAUACUAAUGCCUAUUAUAUCGUUAAAUAAUUUACUUUUAGCAAUAAUAUCAUAAAAUAUACCCAUUUAAAAAUAUUUUAGGAUGACUCGGUCCGUCCAUUAAUUACUCUUCGCUUAGAAUAAUUAUUUUUCGUACUCAAUGAUUUCAUGUCAUUGAAUUCAAAUUUAACACAACCAUUACAGCGACUCAUUAGUCCCUUGAUACCUAACGUACAGCAGAACGUUAUCCAAUUUUUUAAAAUUUGUAUACCAUUAACUUUGUUUUAAUUACCUAUACAAAAUGCAUAGGUAUCAAAUAAGUUUUUAAAAAUAAAAACAAAUAUUUAUGAAUAAUAUUAAUACCUAUUGACUAACCGGCCGAAGGCGUUCGGGAAAAGAUAACAUUAUUUAACUUGCAUUGAUGCAAUUUGGUUGAUUCACUACCGUGCGCUCAGAUAUACUUAAAAUAAUAAUCAUUAUUAUUUAUUUACUUUUCUAAAUUUAUAUGACAAGAAAUGGACAGUUUUUAAUUGGCAUAUUUUUUUUUAGUAUUCGAACGUUGAGUAGUAGGUAACAGAACAAAUACGAUAGUGUAUAUUUGGAUAUAGAAACACUAGAAGGAAGAUAUUCGGCGGAGAUUGGUAAUGAAAAAUCGAAAAAAAAAUUGUUCCGCCCUGAGUCAAUGGUGAAAUACAGUAACGUAACUAUCAAUGACUACACAGCGCCAUUAUUUGCCAGCAAAAAUGCUGCGACUUCACAUUUAAAUAGUUGUACUGGACGCAGUAAAAAUCCAUCAGAACAGAAAGUUUCGAAAGAACAGAAAACUCUGACUGUCCCGACAGUUAUCACAAAACCCUCGGAAGCUCCAAAAGUACCGAAAGAUCCGAUGACUCCGAAAGCCAGACCAAUUGUUAGCCCGGAGCCUUAUAUUUGCAUGUGUUGCAAUUUGGCGUUUAGACGGAAAGUGACUUAUAAUUAUCAUAUUAAAGAAAAAAAAAGAAAAUCCUCCAUGUCCUCGUCCGAUGAAGCUGAAACUGGAUAUGAAUCUUCUCAAAUGAAGAAAAAAUGUGAUAAGAAGUUCGAAAAAGACCCAACUUUUUAUCCUAACUAUCAUUAAAAAGUAGCUAAAUGUACCUAGACAUAUUUAUUCAAUUUUGGACUAAUUUAGAAUUCACCUUAACAUUGCAUAAAAAAAAACGUUCACAAGUAUUUUGUAUACUACUAGCUAACUCUGUAUUCG
Myzus persicae (green peach aphid) is the source of this 1256-nucleotide messenger RNA. RefSeq lists its product as uncharacterized. The record is from RefSeq and is a predicted model, not a curated record. Bases 699 to 1133 code for a protein of 144 amino acids. The transcript has 3 exons. NCBI's taxonomy places the organism in Eukaryota, Metazoa, Arthropoda, Insecta, Hemiptera, Aphididae.